UACUUUUGUAAACAACUCGAAGGCUAAGAAUGCCGGCCUGACGUACACGUCUCCCUUAUUUGUGCCUAAACUAACUUAUGAUUUUAGAUCUUUUUGGAUUAACGAACUGUAAGGUUGAGAGCAACCACGAUUUACUUAAGAAGUCGGAUGUUAAAAACGAAAGAUGAACGUGGUUGUCAUGGCAACGGAGAAGCUGUUGGGUGUAUUGGGGAUCGACGUCAGAACUGAUCCGCUGAAACCGGGCCUUGAGAUGAUUGUGUCAUUAUGCAUCAAUCUGAUACUGUCAGUGGUGGGGCUGGGUGCUGUCAUCAGAACUAUCCCUGCUGUUGCUACCAUGUUUAUAAAUGCUGGAUUGUUUGGAAAAGAUUUGUGCAAGAAAGAUCGAGAGAAGAAAGUGCCUGAGUCAAUGGGCAUGGUUAGUGGCCUAGUCUUCCUCAUCAUCAUGUUUCUGUUCCUGGGAGUACCAUUUGGUCAGCAUUUUAUGAACCCAGAGACACCUUUUCCCCAUACAACAUUUACAGAGUACUUGACUUCACUGCUCUCUAUAUGCUGUAUGCUGUUUCUCGGCUUUGCAGAUGAUGUCCUGAACUUGAAGUGGAGAUUCAAAUUAGUGCUUCCUACUUUAGCCUCACUUCCGCUGUUAAUGGUUUAUUACAUCAAUCUUGGUUCAACAACAGUUGUUGUUCCAAAGCCGUUGCGAACUUGGAUUGGAUUAACAUUGAACAUUGGCCCUCUGUACUAUGUGUACAUGUCCAUGCUUGCAGUGUUCUGUACAAAUGCCAUCAACAUUUAUGCUGGCAUAAAUGGGCUGGAGUGUGGCCAGGCAGUAGUGAUUGCUGGGUCUGUGAUAGUGUUCAAUAUUGUGGAGUUGGGAGGGUACCAGGCCAAGUUUCAUUAUUUCUCGCUUUGCCUCAUCAUUCCAUUCACAGCAUCAGCACUAGGCUUGUUUUAUCAUAAUCGAUAUCCAGCUCGGGCAUUUGUAGGUGACACAUUUACAUACUUUGCUGGAAUGACCUUUGCCGUUGUGUCCAUAAUUGGUCACUUCAGUAAGACAGUGUUGCUGUUCUUCCUGCCACAGAUAUUCAAUUUUCUCUAUUCAGUACCACAGCUGUUCCACCUUGUGCCCUGCCCAAGGCAUCGUCUCCCAAAAUAUGUCCCACAAAAAGAUAAACUAGAACCAAGUGUUGCAGAGUUCAAGGCAAGUCAGAUUUUAAAGCCACUACUUCUUGCACUGAGGUUCCUAAACAAGCUGGGUUUGGUGAGACUUGAAGAGGGCCUUGGGGAAGACAAGGAAAUGUGUCGAAUCAACAACCUUACACUAGUCAACUUGGUCCUGCUGAAACUGGGCCCUCAACAUGAAGCUAGUCUUACAAUGAAACUUCUUGUUCUGCAGGUGCUGAGCUCAGGGCUAGCUUUUUUCAUUAGAUAUCCAUUUGCAGAUUUAUUUUUCUGAGUUGUUUGUUAAUGAUAUACAAAUGGAUUCUCAGAUUUUUUUCAUUCUCAUGAAUAUUUAUCAGUGACAUGCCAGGAAUUUGUUGUAUCAUGUAUGUGCAUUAGACUUAUGCAUUUGUUUAAUUAUUGGUGUGGAAGCAUUAAUGUGUGUGUAGAAUGAGAUGAACAUUAUGUAUAUAUGAAUGAUACUUUCUUUAUAGUACAUAGUUUCAGUUACAGAAUCUUUUGGUCACGUAUUCUAUGUAAUGCAAAUAGCGUUUAGUAAAUGUUAAAACAACUUGUCACCAUUCAAAAGAUAUUUUUGAUUUGCAUUUGUUUUGUAGAUAUAUGGUAAAUGUAUCUAAUAUUUGGAAAUGAGCAUACAUUUUGAGUGUGAAAAUAUAUUUAAAAAUGGUAGAUGUUAUCUACCAAUAGUUUUACUAAAUACAGUUUAUGUGUGCUUUUUUCACAAAGUUUUGAAUAUUGUGAGUAACAGCAGGAUUUUUGUGAAGAUAAAGUAAAAGUAAGGUAUCCGAUUUCUCAUAGUUUGUUAAUUUGUUGAGUUAAAUUAUUUUGGGAGUGGACAGUAUUUUGAAAAGAUUUUUUUAUUUUGCUCAUAUCAUCCUCUGAAAUGAAGACCGUAAGAGUGUCAUUCAUAAUUUCCAUAUUUUUAUAAGUAUGAAAUAUUGAAUACAAUUUAAUUUGUAAUCAUGUUGAGUUUCUGAAUGUGUGUUAUCAAUAGAAAUGAAAGUUUAGCAUGGUAAAUUGGGUAUUUCAAUACUUAAUUAACUAUGAAAGUGUUGCAUGUGUGAAAUGCAGCAUUUUGCUUCUUAGUGGCAGUAAAGUUCUUCAAAUAAUUACUUUCCACAUAGAAAAGUAGUCAGAUUAUGAUAAAUAAUGUUACAUAAAUUUUCAUGUAUGUAUAUUUUGUUGGUAUACUUGUUUUUUUAUUAUACUGAAAGAAAAUGGUUGAUAGUAAUAAAGUAUUUAUUUAAA
This is a messenger RNA of Penaeus vannamei (Pacific white shrimp), 2427 nucleotides long. It is a transcript of the gene Alg7, whose product is annotated as Alg7 dolichyl-phosphate N-acetylglucosaminephosphotransferase. The record is from RefSeq and is a predicted model, not a curated record. Gene Ontology annotation, biological process: protein N-linked glycosylation; dolichol-linked oligosaccharide biosynthetic process. Gene Ontology annotation, molecular function: UDP-N-acetylglucosamine-dolichyl-phosphate N-acetylglucosaminephosphotransferase activity. Lineage: Eukaryota; Metazoa; Arthropoda; Malacostraca; Decapoda; Penaeidae. Gene Ontology annotation, cellular component: membrane.